Messenger RNA from Pongo pygmaeus (Bornean orangutan), 6545 nucleotides. RefSeq names its product ADAM metallopeptidase with thrombospondin type 1 motif 17 (gene ADAMTS17). The record is from RefSeq and is a predicted model, not a curated record. Gene Ontology annotation, biological process: proteolysis; extracellular matrix organization. The transcript has 24 exons. Gene Ontology annotation, molecular function: metalloendopeptidase activity. Lineage: Eukaryota; Metazoa; Chordata; Mammalia; Primates; Hominidae. The coding region runs from base 99 to 3560 and encodes 1153 amino acids. Gene Ontology annotation, cellular component: extracellular matrix.
UUUUUCCAAAGGCUGGAGGGCUUCACUCCGGCUGGCGCCGCCGCCUAGCGCGCUCCUGCUUCGCCGCCACGGUCCGGGGGCUGCCGGUCCCGGGUACCAUGUGUGACGGCGCCCUGCUGCCUCCGCUCGUCCUGCCCGUGCUGCUGCUGCUGGUUUGGGGACCGGACCCGGGCACAGCUGUCGGCGACGCGGCGGCCGACGUGGAGGUGGUGCUCCCGUGGCGGGUGCGCCCCGACGACGUGCACCUGCCGCCGCUGCCCGCAGCCCCCGGGCCCCGACGGCGGCGACGCCCCCGCACGCCCCCAGCUGCCCCGCGCGCCCGGCCGGGAGAGCGCGCCCUGCUGCUGCACCUGCCGGCCUUCGGGCGCGACCUGUACCUUCAGCUGCGCCGCGACCUGCGCUUCCUGUCCCGAGGCUUCGAGGUGGAGGAGGCGGGCGCGGCCGGGCGCCGCGGCCGCCCCGCCGAGCUGUGCUUCUACUCGGGCCGUGUGCUCGGCCACCCCGGCUCCCUCGUCUCGCUCAGCGCCUGCGGCGCCGCCGGCGGCCUGGUUGGCCUCAUUCAGCUUGGGCAGGAGCAGGUGCUAAUCCAGCCCCUCAACAACUCCCAGGGCCCAUUCAGUGGACGAGAGCAUCUGAUCAGGCGCAAAUGGUCCUUGACCCCCAGCCCUUCUGCCGAGGCCCAGAGACCCGGGCAGCUCUGCAAGGUUCUACCAGAAAAGAAGAAGCCGAGGCGGGGCAGGCCUUCGCGGGACUGGCGGGAGCGGAGGAACGCUAUCCGGCUCACCAGCGAGCACACGGUGGAGACCCUGGUGGUGGCCGACGCCGACAUGGUGCAGUACCACGGGGCCGAGGCUGCCCAGAGGUUCAUCCUGACCGUCAUGAACAUGGUAUACAAUAUGUUUCAGCACCAGAGCCUGGGGAUUAAAAUUAACAUUCAAGUGACCAAGCUUGUCCUGCUACGACAACGUCCUGCUAAGUUGUCCAUUGGCCACCAUGGUGAGCGGUCCCUGGAGAGCUUCUGUCACUGGCAGAACGAGGAGUAUGGAGGAGCGCGAUACCUCGGCAAUAACCAGGUUCCUGGCGGGAAGGAUGAUCCGCCCCUGGUGGAUGCUGCUGUGUUUGUGACCAGGACAGAUUUCUGUGUACACAAAGAUGAACCAUGUGACACUGUUGGAAUUGCUUACUUAGGAGGUGUGUGCAGUGCUAAGAGGAAGUGUGUGCUUGCCGAAGACAAUGGUCUCAAUUUGGCCUUUACCAUCGCCCAUGAGCUGGGCCACAACUUGGGCAUGAACCACGACGAUGACCACUCAUCUUGCGCUGGCAGGUCCCACAUCAUGUCGGGAGAGUGGGUGAAAGGCCGGAACCCAAGUGACCUCUCUUGGUCCUCCUGCAGCAGAGAUGACCUUGAAAACUUCCUCAAGUCAAAAGUCAGCACGUGCUUGCUAGUCACGGACCCCAGAAGCCAGCACACGGUACGCCUCCCGCACAAGCUGCCGGGCAUGCACUACAGUGCCAACGAGCAGUGCCAGAUCCUGUUCGGCACCAACGCCACCUUCUGCAGGAACAUGGAGCAUCUGAUGUGCGCUGGACUGUGGUGCCUGGUAGAAGGAGACACGUCUUGCAAGACCAAGCUGGACCCUCCCCUGGAUGGCACUGAGUGUGGGGCAGACAAGUGGUGCCGCGCCGGGGAGUGCGUGAGCAAGACGCCCAUCCCGGAGCACGUGGACGGAGACUGGAGCCCGUGGGGCGCCUGGAGCAUGUGCAGCCGAACAUGUGGGACGGGAGCCCGCUUCCGGCAGAGGAAAUGUGACAACCCCCCCCCUGGGCCUGGAGGCACACACUGCCUGGGUGCCAGUGUAGAACAUGCGGUCUGCGAGAACCUGCCCUGCCCCAAGGGUCUGCCCAGCUUCCGGGACCAGCAGUGCCAGGCACACGACCGGCUGAGCCCCAAGAAGAAAGGCCUGCUGACAGCCGUGGUGGUUGAUGAUAAGCCGUGUGAACUCUACUGCUUGCCCCUCGGGAAGGAGUCCCCACUGCUGGUGGCCGACAGGGUCCUGGACGGCACACCCUGCGGGCCCUACGAGACUGAUCUCUGCGUGCACGGCAAGUGCCAGCCUUUUCAACUAGGGGAUGUUCUCCAUAUUAUGACAGUGAAACCUUCAGCCGUGGAAUCAAAGACAAGAUGCUGCUUGAGACAUUCGAGUGGCAAAAUCGGCUGUGACGGCAUCAUCGGGUCUGCGGCCAAAGAAGACAGAUGCGGGGUCUGCAGCGGGGAUGGCAAGACCUGCCACUUGGUGAAGGGUGACUUCAGCCACGCCCGGGGGACAGGUUAUAUCGAAGCUGCCGUCAUUCCUGCUGGAGCUCGGAGGAUCCGUGUGGUAGAGGAUAAACCUGCCCACAGCUUUCUGGCUCUCAAAGACUCCGGUAAGGGAUCCAUCAACAGUGACUGGAAGAUAGAGCUCCCCGGAGAGUUCCAGAUUGCAGGCACAACUGUUCGCUAUGUGAGAAGGGGGCUGUGGGAGAAGAUUUCUGCCAAGGGACCAACCAAACUACCGUUGCACUUGAUGGUGUUGUUAUUUCACGACCAAGAUUAUGGAAUUCAUUAUGAAUACACUGUUCCUGUAAACCACACUGCAGAAAAUCAAAGCGAACCAGAAAAACCGCAGGACUCUUUGUUCAUCUGGACCCACAGCGGCUGGGAAGGGUGCAGUGUGCAGUGCGGAGGAGGGGAGCGCAGAACCAUUGUCUCGUGUACACGGAUUGUCAACAAGACCACAACUCUGGUGAACGACAGUGACUGCCCUCAAGCAAGCCGCCCAGAGCCCCAGGUCCGAAGGUGCAACUUGCACCCCUGCCAGUCACGGUGGGUGGCAGGCCCAUGGAGCCCCUGCUCGGCGACCUGUGAGAAAGGCUUCCAGCACCGGGAGGUGACCUGCGUGUACCAGCUGCAGAAUGGCACACAUGUCGCUACACGGCCCCUCUACUGCCCGGGCCCCCGGCCAGCGGCAGUGCAGAGCUGUGAAGGCCAGGACUGCCUGUCCAUCUGGGAGGCGUCUGAGUGGUCGCAGUGUUCUGCCAGCUGUGGUAAAGGGGUGCGGAAACGGACUGUGGCGUGCACCAACUCACAAGGGAAAUGCGAUGCAUCCACAAGGCCAAGAGCCGAGGAGGCCUGCGAGGACUACUCGGGCUGCUAUGAGUGGAAAACCGGGGACUGGUCUACGUGCUCGUCGACCUGCGGGAAGGGCCUGCAGUCCCGGGUGGUGCAGUGCAUGCACAAGGUCACAGGGCGCCAUGGCAGCGAGUGCCCCGCCCUCUCGAAGCCUGCCCCCUACAGACAGUGCUACCAGCAGGUCUGCAACGACAGGAUCAACGCCAACACCAUCACCUCCCCCCGCCUUGCUGCUCUGACCUACAAAUGCACACGAGACCAGUGGACGGUGUAUUGCCGGGUCAUCCGAGAAAAGAACCUCUGCCAGGACAUGCGGUGGUACCAGCGCUGCUGCCAGACCUGCAGGGACUUCUAUGCAAACAAGAUGCGCCAGCCACCGCCGAGCUCGUGACGUGCAGUCCCGGGGGUCGCUCAAAGCUCAGACUCAGGUCUGAAACCCACCUACCCCCAAGCGUACCAGCCUUGUGGCCACGCCCCCACAAGGCUGCUGCAAGAAUCCAACUGCAUCGAACAUAAGCGUGGACUUGGCGUUUGCCAUUAGUGCUUCUGUACUUAAUAUAUUGUUAACAGCCACUGGAUGGCUUUCUACAGUGAGGAAAAAGUAGGCACGAGUCACAAAGUAACUUUAAUUUCCAGGAUUCCAGGUACCUCGAAGGGAAGCACCUCUGGCAGCCAACCGUCAAAAGAGAGACAUCAUUUAGUGUUCCUGUCUUGGCUCGCUUUUGACAUUUGAAUUUCCAGUGCUUGGUAUAUCAUGGAGAAAACAUCCCCAAAACGACACAUGUUAGAAAAGGCUUUAUUCUGAAAGCCGGCGACACCCUGGAGGGAGGGGCAGGUGUUGGUGAGCCUCUGCCCAUGGAGAGGGCCGGGCUGCUUAGCCCACGUUUCUCUUCGUCUUCCUUCUUGACCACAUGAGAACAAGGAUGAUGCCUCCGUGCCCGUCUCUGACAACAUAGUCUCUAAAUCCUAGGUGUUGCCUUGGAAGUCUCGUCCCUGAGAGUGUAAAUCUAUAUAUGCCAACGAGGACACCAGUGCCACGCAGUUCAUACCACCCACCUGGGAAGAAUGUUCCAAGAGAGUCUGGGUUUGGGGAAGCAUCUAAUUUUCAAAGCUCUGCUGUCCACCAUGUAGGGAAACAGAAGGGCCUCUCUUCAAGGUGCUGUGAAAUAAGAAACGGUAAUUGCGGCGAUGGGGUUGCUUCCUAAGGCAAAGGUAAGCUUGGGCCAGCUUCACUGGGGCGGAUGGGCACCUGCCCCGCCUUCUGGGAGCAUCCAAUCUGGCCCGCACUUCCUAAAGCUUUGUACCUUGGAGAUGCUGUACCACAUCCCCGUGGCUUUCUACCGACCGUGGCCAUGUAUCUGAAGGUAAGAUGACAUUUGGGACCUCUGAGAACACAAGCCCAGGCCUAGGAUCUGUAGUGCAAGGCCUGACUGCUCUAUCCUGGCACGGAGCAGCCUGAUGUGCCGGGACCAGGGGAGGAACACCAUCUGGCUGGCACUGCUGCACACCCGCCGAGCCUUCCUGUAGCCCCAGACUUUGUGAUACCCGUUAUCAUCUCGCCUGUCAUCACUGACCCAUCUUCUUGGUGGGGCAAGGAUGAUGAAGGUCCUUCCCUCCUGCAGCCCCCUCACGCCUGGCAGCAGAGGGGCCUCUUUGAGAGCACAGAGGAUGGUAGACCCCUAUGUGCAAGCAGGCCGGGCAGGCUGGGGACAGGGACCCUAGAUGCCAGGGGGCCUGUUUUGCUCACCAACUUGGUGGGCAGUUCAUGGGUGCUUAUCUUCUAGGACUUUACCAUAAGCAACACCUCCUCCCUGAUUUCAGAGAGAAGGUCUCACUUGGACUUCCAUGGGAUCAUCUCCCAGUGCUUCUUGAUUUAUUGGUGCUGUGUUUCUGUGUUUUGUUUUGUUAGAUGUCACAACUGUAGAGUUAGCUUAGAUCAGAAAGAAGCCUCUCUGCCUUCUCCACCCUGUCUUACGAGCUGUGUUUGUUUGUUUGUGUUUUUUUACUACCCCAGAGGCAGAGAAGCGGUCGGGAUGUCAGGGAAUUUACUCAUUUCCACUUGAUUCAACGAGAAGUGUUGAGAAACUUCCGUGGGUGCUCUGUAGAAAGAACUGAGAGUGUCAGGAUGGAGCGGCCCACCCUCGCCCCGGGGCCCGUGCAGACCACUGUCCUCCCCCUCAGGCCUGGCCACCAGCAGACUCCCGUGAAUUCCCAUUUUCACAAAGCCCUCAAAAUUUUGGGGGAGCUGAGGUUCAAUUUUCUUCAUCCCCAAAUGAACUGUUAAUUCACCGAAAGACAUUUAGACUUUUGCAGCCAAGGAGCAGAGCCGGGUGAGCUCACUAAGGAAGCCUUAGCUUGGUCUCCUGCCUGGGCCCUGGGGCCUCCAGAUAUGCCCGCAGUCACCCUGGCAAGGGCCCCACACCCUCAGAAUGAAAAGGAUGGAUUGGGUUAUUGCCAGACACCCCCAUUAGUUCCCCUAAAGUCUGUAUCUUCAGAGCUCUUUUAGCUCAUCUUUUGUUGUUUUUUGAGACAGAGUCUCACUCUGUCCCCCAGGCUGGAGUGCAGUGGCACGAUCUCGGGCUCACUGCAAGCUCCGCCUCCCGGGUUCACGCCAUUCUCCUGCCUCAGCCUCCCGAGUAGCUGGAAUUACAGGCGCCGCCACCGCGCCCGGCUAAUUUUUGUAUUUUUAGUAGAGACGGGGUUUCACCGUGUUAGCCAGGAUGGUCUCGAUCUCCUGACCUCGUGAUCCGCCCGCCUCAGCCUUCCAAAGUGCUGGGAUUACAGGAGUGAGCUACCACCCCCAGCCUUUUAGCUUAUCUUGAAAUCCACCAGCCUGCCUUCUGUUUAUGGCAUGAGCAGUGAUUUCAGUGAAACCAUCAUAAAAAUUCUUGUUCCACUAGACUCUGAUCACAGCAGUGAUGUUUCUGUAAACAAUACCCUGUACUUCUUGUUCCACUAGACUCUGAUCACAGCAGUGAUGUUUCUGUAAACAAUACCCUGUACUGUCCCUCAAGUACUGUACCUUUGUGCUUGCACACGUGUUACUAACUAGAGUCUCACGAUCCUAUGGUGCUAUUUUUAUUGGUGCAAAAUGAAACCCUCUCUGAUCAUAUCAAGCAAUGGUCAACUGAAUGCAGGAAAAGAGCCUCUAUGGCAAUACCAGUGUUCUUUUUUCAUUUCAGAGUCAAAUGUAUAUAUUUUCCAUUAGUUAACUUGCAUUACAUACUGUACCCAUGCUAUUUUUGUUUUACUUUUUGGUGCUGGUUUUGAAAGGAAAAAAAAAAAAGGCAAACAUUGGACGCCAUUAUACAUGAAAAAUUAUUAAUCAUUUCAUUGGAAGCAAGUUGAAUAUGUGUAAUAAAAUGUUUUUCCAUAA